AGACAGCAUCAAUCCAUAAAGUAGUUAACUAUUGGUCUGAUCAGUGGAACGACUUAGAACAGUCUCCAACUCUAUACUCAUCCUUUACUGCACCGCUAAUCCGGGAACUCAACAUUACUUUUUUCAUUGGUUUCAUUUGUUUUCUUCAAACCCUACUUCCUACCUCACACUUGAACUGCUAAUGACAUUUUUAUCCCAACUUUCAUGUUUUUUACGUCGAUAAUGUCUUUUCAGUGUACUUUUGUCAAGUUUGGUAAAUUUUGUAGCAGUUUAGGAGUUAUUAAGUCUCCCUUCGAAUAUGAUUAUACCUAUCCAUGGACCAAAUGGAGAAGCAAAUGAAUGGGUGAUGAUUGAAUUACAAGGUGAUGUUUUGAGCAAAACGAAUAGUCCAUUAGCAGGGAGAAAUUUGGGUGAUUUACAUUUUUCCAAACAGACUGGUGAUCCAAUUCUCCUUAUUGGUCAUCAUGUACUUUUCGGGAAAGUAGUUGCUCUUGAGAAGCCCAUGCUUGUUACAAGGAAAAGCACUAUAUCUGGAAGUAUGCAGUAUGACGUUGUUUCUGUUAUUCGGCGUAAAUUAUUGUUUAAAACACGACCUAAACCGAUCAUCUCAAGUGCUUCAAAAAAAGUUUAA
Molecule: messenger RNA, 631 nt
Organism: Schistosoma turkestanicum
Lineage: Eukaryota; Metazoa; Platyhelminthes; Trematoda; Strigeidida; Schistosomatidae
Source: the annotation of a GenBank genome assembly